AUGCAAGUGCACGCAGGGCCGUCCAGUGCGUGCGCGAGCCGGUCGGCCGCCUCGAGCUCGCUCGGUCUCGCUCCUCUCUGCCCCGGCCUCGUCGCGGCUCCUUUGCCGCCUCCCCGCCGUCACGGCCUGCAGCGUCGCAUACGACUCGCCCUGCCGUUCGCCCCGCCGCUGCUGGGUCCUCGCCAGCUCCGGCUCCCGCGCCACCCGGCCUCCGCCACCUACGCGAGCUCAGCCCAGGCCGGCUUCGAGCUGCCUCUGGCUGGCUCCCGCGCCGCUGCCCCGGCCAUCAGCGGUGCCGCCCCAAGGGCCGCUCCGCUCCUCUGCGCCUCGCGCGCGUGCGCGUCCGCGCCGUCCCUGCCCUCUGCCCCGACCCGGUGUCGCCCUCGCACGCAUCGCCUGCUACGGCCGCCUCAGAGCUCGGCUGCGUCAUCCCUGUUCAGCACCUGUCCCCCUUUGGGUUCACGAGCCGCCGGUCGGGUCGGGCGGCUCGCGCCGCCUACAGCCUCCCUCCGAGGUUGUCAUCGCCCUCCCGGUUCCGCGCGCGCCUCCCCACCAGGCUGGCUCCGGGCCCCGCCGGCUGCUAGGUGCUCCGCACCAGCCGGCUUCGGCUCUGCCCCGUCGGUCCACGGCCGGUGCCGCGCGCCUAAUGCACCCUCCGCCGGCUCCAGCGCUCGCAGUGUGCGCCGCUCGUUCGGGUUGCCGCUGCCGCCUCGCGCUCCGCCUCCGGCGCGCCGGCCGGGUGGCCGCUGCCAGCUCCCGCGCGCCCUCCCUGCCGCACGGCCGGCUGCGCCGCGCCCGUCAGCAGCUGCCCCAGCCCCGCGGCCGGCCUCCCCCGCCUCCGUGCGCCCUGCUCAGGCAGGCUACGGAUCCUCCGCGCAGCCCUCCUGGACGCCCGCGGCCGGCUUCGUCCGCUCCACCCUAGCCGCUGCCUUGCGUGCUCACGCGCUCCUCCCCCGCAGCCGGCUUCCCUCGCCGCCGGGUGCUGCGCUCUCGCUCCAGCCGCCUGCUGCCGCUGAGUACUCGAAAAGAAGAAAAGAAUAA
This is a messenger RNA of Aegilops tauschii subsp. strangulata, 1041 nucleotides long. Lineage: Eukaryota; Viridiplantae; Streptophyta; Magnoliopsida; Poales; Poaceae. The record is from RefSeq and is a predicted model, not a curated record.